AUAGCACCGAAACAAGCCGAACGAAAGUGUCAGGUUGACCUACUUCCGUUCAGGUAUUUUAACUCCGUCACUGCAACGUACCGAUAGAACAGCCUCAGAAUGCCGGGCACGAUCAAAGCUGCCGCUUCGUUCAACGCGGAUACUUCUGCCCAGCAAUUGGACAAGGCUAUACGAGGUUGGGGUACGAACGAGUCUGUGAUCAUCAAUCUGCUGACCAGUCACUGUAGCAAGCAGAGACUGGAAAUCAAAGCCGCUUACCAGAAAAGCACAGGCAAGAACCUGGAAGCUGACUUAAAAGCUGACCUUGGAGGGGAUUUUGAGAAGGCGGUCUUGGCUAUGUUCUUGUCCCCCGCGGAAUAUGACGCCCAAGAGCUGAACAGAGCUAUGAAGAGGUUAGGAACAAAGGAGAGAAUAUUAGUAGAGAUUCUGGGGACGAGAAAGAACGCAGAAAUUGCAGCUAUAAAGGCAGCUUACAAGGCAGCCUAUUCAGUGGAGCUGGAGGCUGACAUCAGAUCAGAGACGAGUGGAGAUUUCCGGGAGCUUCUCCUAACACUCUGCACUGGUUCUCGGGAAGAGACAAAAACUGCCGAUGCUCCACGUGCGGACGCCGAUGCUAGGCGGUUAUAUAGCGCUGGAGAAAAACGAUUGGGUACGGACGAGACAGUGUUCACAGACAUUCUCUGUCAUCGGAGCUUUCAUCAGCUGAAGGCGACCAUCGAAGCUUACAAGAGAGUGGCUGGUCAUGAGAUCGAGCAAGCCAUCGAAUCGGAAACAAGCGGCGAUCUCAAGGAAGCUUACCUGGACAUAGUCAAAAUAGGUCGAAACUCUGGACAGUACUUCGCAGAGCGGUUACACAAGUGUAUGGCUGGCCCGGGAACACGUGACCAAGACCUUAUGAGGAUCCUCGUUACACGUAGUGAGGUUGACAUGGAAGAAAUCAGACUGGCUUACAAAGGCACGUAUUCUGUGACGUUAGCAGACGCCAUUAGAGGUGAUACAAGCGGAGACUACAAAAGCCUGCUGAUUGCAAUUCUGGGAUAAAUACUCAUUGGUCUCUUUCACAGUCAUACACAGUGUUUAGUUGGUGGAAGAUUCAUGGAGUUUUGACCCUAUUGUCUCAUGACAGUCUGACAAUGCUUUGUUUUAAUGUCAUUAUGCUUUAAUCUUUGUGUCCCUACGCCUGUUAGGCCUUGAGUUAGUCAGUUUGAAGGCAAUCGCACACUUUUAAUAAAUUGGGUGUACCUACUUCAUGUAUAUAAAGUUCCAAAAUGCAGGUUCAUACUUGAACAGCUUUAACACAAUAUGAUACACACUUUCUGAUCAUGAAGAAAAUAAAUAGAGUUAAACUGCC
Molecule: messenger RNA, 1351 nt
Organism: Liolophura sinensis
Lineage: Eukaryota; Metazoa; Mollusca; Polyplacophora; Chitonida; Chitonidae
Product: annexin A13-like
Exons: 9
Coding region: 100-1041 (313 amino acids)
Cellular component (GO): vesicle membrane; nucleus; plasma membrane
Molecular function (GO): phosphatidylserine binding; calcium-dependent phospholipid binding; calcium ion binding
Source: RefSeq, a predicted model, not a curated record